AUGAAUUUUGACUCUGGAAGGAUUCGAACCCACGCCAAUCGCCCGCCUCUUUUGAGGAAGGUGUGACGGGGGUUAGUCCCUUCUCUCACGUGUAUGACCACUCCUUGCCCCAUAGCCGGCUGGCCACUAGUGAUGUGGAAGGGGAGUGGCGUACGCGUGUCAGUCGGUCCCCAAGCCAAGCCGCUUGAGCCCCUGCUCGCAGCUACUCCCCGACUGCGCUUCCGAGCUGCUUGCGAGCACGGCUGGCCGGCGGGUCCCCCCAUUUUUGCAAUAUUUUUAUUUUUAUUUCUUGUUCUUGAUUUGUCUCAAAAGUAAGACUGUAAAAAUUGUAUAAAAUCACAUAAUUACCCAAAAAUUCACGUUAAUCAAUUGAAAACAAAAAAUCAUUCUUUAACACAAAUAUAAGUCUAUUUAUCAUGAGUUAAGGCUAAAACUAUAUUAUUUACUAAUUAUUAACUCAUGAUAAUGAAGACUUAUCACACCCCCCAACUUAAAUCAUUGCUAGUCCCUUAGCAAUGGAAUUACGAAAAUAAAAUUUUACAAAUCUCAAACAUCAUAUUUCAAUACAAAAAAAAUAUAAUUAGAAAUGAUGCACCAUUAAACACUUUGAAUUCUUAUAUCAAGUAUUUAAGAAUGAUGCCAAGUACUUAAAUGUUUAAACACUCCUUGGAAUAACAAUCUACACUUCAGUUCUUCUAUUCACAUCUUUAUCACUUCUUCACUCAUAGAUGUAUUUACAAGAUGUUCCAAUUAUCAAUACUCAUCCAAGAAUAAUAUUGAUCUUACAUUUCCCUUUUUCUAUGACUUAAUUUUUGAAGUUUGCACUAUAUUUCUUCCUUCUUUUUUUUUUUUUAUAAAUAGUGGAUAAGUAGCUUUUCCUGUAGACAAAUUUCGACAAUAAGAAUGAUGUCUCACACCCUCCAUGUGUACUCUUCAUUUUCAGGGCUUUCACUUUAUCCACUUAUUUUUCUGCAAGUGUUUUUCUAUGCACGAUUUUCGACAAUGAGAAUGAUGUCUCACACCCUCCAUGUGUACUCUUCGUUUCUAGAUUUUUCACAUUGCUCUCUCUUUUUUUUUCGAAAUAAGUGAUUUCUCCUCAUUAAUCCUAUAGAUCAGGGUGCAAAAAUCUCCAUUAAAUUUAAAUGAUCAAUCAAAUUUUCACAUCAAGUAAAUACUAUCCAUUAAGAUCAUGAAGUGAAAAUUUGUAAAAUCAAAUCCAUGUUAUCUAUCAUGUAUCCAAAGAGUAUUCCAACAUUUCAUACUACUAGAUCAUUCUUUUGACUCAAUAAUAAUCUUCCUAGUAUCUUUUGGUAUCAAUCAAUCUAAUUGAUUUAAUUUUUCAUGCAUGUAAUAUGAUGUAAAGAAUUUGUAAAUUAGAUAGUUCUGACAGUUCUAUUUUCUUUUUUCAGUUUAUUUUUAGCCACAAUAAAUUUGUCAAAAAUAAAUCAAAACUAUCCUCUUUAUAGUUUUAAUUUCGAAUUUCAGUAAUAUAUAUCUAGGGGAUUGAAAUGUGAGAAAAGGGUUGACGUGACUCAGUCGUUGUAUGUUAAAUCACGCAAAUAUAAAAUUUAUAAAACUAGAAAAUACGAAUUUUCGGAUAUUUAGAAGUAUUUCUAAAUAAAUAUAUCAAUUAUAAUUCAAUAAAAAUUCCAAAAAUAGCGGUAAUUUUCUAGGUCGAUCACAGGGAUGUAAUAUAAUAUCUGGUAAUUAUUCAGAAUUUUUCUCAAUGAGUACGAUUUUCUUACGAAUUUUAUACUAGAAAAUAAAAAGGAAAUAUAUUUAAAAUUCACGAAAAAAAAAGGAAAUAAGGGUGCGGACGUCAGGAUGACGUCAGCGCCCGGCGAACGCGAAUCAGGCGGAAACACAGUUCCGCCCGGCGAUUCUUACGUAGGCGAUUACAGACGACUCAAUUAAUCAAAUUAAGAUCUGUAAAAGCCGGAAGAAUCGUAGUUGAACGAAGUAUAGUUUGGUAAAUAAAAAUCAACAAAGUAUCACUAAAUGAAGCGUAAAUUAAAUUGAAAGCAGGAAAACAGAGUUCCGGCGUCGCGACGGCGAUGCGUCGGCGAUGCGUCGGCGAUGCACCGGAAUCCUGAGCGUUCGGGAGGAUCGUCGUGCAGUGUCCACGGCCUCGAAGGCUCUCCUUGGACAAAGACGACGUGGGCAGUCUCUAGAUAAAGCAGGAAAACAGAGUUCCGGCGUCGCGACGGCGACGCGUCGGCGAUGCACCGGAAUCCUGAGCGUUCGGGAGGGUCGUCGUGCAGUGUCUACGGCCUCGAAGGCUCUCCUUGGACAAAGACGACGUGGGCAAUCUCUAGAUCUUCUCGCGAAGUCUAGAGACCAAUGAAGUGGGUCGUCGAAUCGUCUCCGGCGGCUGUCACCCGGCGGAGCGGAAAAACGGCGACUUUGCGGCUCUCCGGCGGCUGUCACCCGACGGAGAGGGGCGGGAUGGAGGUGAGGCGCGUGUUAGGGAGCUUCAUCCUCAGGUCCGCGCAGCAAGAGGAGGCUCUUCAUCGCAUCUGGUACGCUCUCAGGAGGUGGCGACUUGUCUCCCGACGGAUCGUCCUCUUCCCGACGACGGCUUGUUCGUCGAUCAAUCGGAGAUGAUUUACUCGAUGGAUUCGCGAUCCUUUUAUCGUGAAUCGUUCAGCAACUUUAGUAGCAAUGCUCCGCGAAUUGCGUUGACGAGAUUUUCGCCGAUGAUCCAACGAUUCUGGUUGCUUAAUCCUUCAGCGGCGAUCUGCAGGAAAGUCGCGAUAAUCAGUUAAAAAUAUAUGAAUUUUGACUCUGGGAGGAUUCGAACCCGCGGCGGUCGCCCGCCCCUGAACAAGGUGUGACGGGGGUUUAGUCCCACAUCGGUUGUGCACCGAUUUUUCGGGCGAAUAUAUAGUAAUGUUAGCUUUGUAAGGCAAAGUCUCUUCUCUCGCGUGUACGACCACUCCUUGCCCCACAGCCGGCUGGCCACCGGUGACGUGGAAGGGGAGUGGCGCACACGUGCCCCUAUCGAUCCAAGCAAGCCGCUCGAGCCCCUGCUCGCGGCUACUCCCCGACUGCGCUUCCGACCCGCUUGCGGGCCCGGCUGGCCGGCGGGUUCCCCAUUUUGCAAUAUUUUUAUUUUUAUUUCUUGUUCUUCAUUUAUCUCAAAACUAAGACUGUAAAAAUCGUAUAAAAUCACAUAAUUACCCAAAAAUUAACGUUAAUCAACUGAAAACCACUUUUCAUGCUUUAACACAAAUAUAAGUCUAUUUAUCAUGAGUUAAGGCUAAAACUAUAUUAUUUACUAAUUAUUAACUCAUGAUAAUGAAGACUUAUCACACCCCCCAAGUUAAAUCAUUGCUAGUCCCUUAGCAAUGGAAUUACAAAAAUAAAAAUUUACAAAUCUCAAACAUCAUAUUUCAAUACAGAAAAGAAAUACAAUUAGAAAUGAUGCACCUUUAAACACUUUGGAUUCUUAUAUCAAGUAUUUAAGAAUGAUGUCAAGCACUUAAAUGUUUAAACACUCCUUGGAAUAACAAUCUAGACUUCACUUCUUCUAUUCACAUCUUUAUCACUUCUUCACUCAUAGAUGUAUUUACAAGAUGUUCCAAUUAUCAAUACUCAUCCAAGAAUAAUAUUGAUCUUACAUUUCCCUUUUUCUAUGACUUAAUUUUUGAAGUUUGCACUAUAUUUCUUCCUUCUUUUUUUUUUUUUAUAAAUAGUGGAUAAGUAGCUUUUCCUGUAGACAAAUUUCGACAAUAAGAAUGAUGUCUCACACCCUCCAUGUGUACUCUUCAUUUUCAGGGCUUUCACUUUAUCCACUUAUUUUUCAGCAAGUGUUUUUCUAUGCACGAUUUUCGACAAUGAGAAUGAUGUCUCACACCCUCCAUGUGUACUCUUCGUUUCUAGAUUUUUCACAUUGCUCUCUCUUUUUUUUUUUUCUUUUUUGUUUUUUGAAAUAAGUGAUUUCUCCUCACAAGUCCUAUAGAUCAGGGUGCAAAAAUCUCCAUUAAACUCAAAUGAUCAAUCAAAUUUUCACAUCAAGUAAAUAUUAUCCAUCAAGAUCAUGAAGUGAAAAUCUGUAAAAUCAAAUCCGUGUUAUCUAUCAUGUAUCCAAGGAGUAUUCCAACAUUUCAUGCUACCAGAUCAUUCUUUUGACUCAAUAAUAAUCUUCCUAGUAUCUUUUGGUAUCAAUCAAUCUAAUUGAUUUAAUUUUUCAUGCAUGCAAUAUGAUGUAAGGAAUUUGUAAAUUAGAUAGUUCUGACAGUUCUGUUUUCUGUUUUCAGUUCUAUUUUAGCAGCAAUAAAUUUGUCAAAAAUAAAUCAAAACUAUCUUCUUUAUAGCUGUAAUUUCGAAUUUCAGUAAUAUAUGUCUACGGGAUUGAAAUGUGAGAAAAGGGUCUCUAGAAUUUCAAAUUUCGGGUUGUUUUUUCAUCUGCUGUUUUUGACAGUCUGUUGUUCCUAACAGAAAACCAGAAAAUAGAUGUUGCAGUUUUUCCGAAUUUUAUUUUAUUUUUAUUUUUUUUAGUUGCUGUUCUAAGUUGAAUAAAAUGCAAACACAUGUUCUUAAUCGUCCUACAGCAUAAAUUAAUAAUGAAUACUUCACCCCCCAACUUAAAAAUGACAUUGUCCUCAAUGACACAGAAAACUCGAAACAGAAUAUGCAGAAAAUAUAAUUUUCAAGUGAAGCAUGCAUAUCUGCAAAGUUAAGCAUUAAAAAUAUUUUCAUAAAUGAUGAAGCUCAGAAAGACAUCACCUCAACCUCGUUUUUAAUUUUCCACUUCAUCUUACACUCCUCCUCCUGCACUUUUUCGAAAGAAAAACAAACACAGAAACAAGUACUGCGAAAUUCUAAGAAAAACAGAGAUCAAACAAAAUGAAAUAAAAACCAUGGGUUGCCUCCCAUGCAGCGCUGAAUUUAAUGUCUCCAGCUGGACAGCUCUUAUAUCAUAUAAGCUGAUCUAUGGCCAUCAAAAUAUAUUUGUAUCCCAAGGUAAGUUUUAUGAUAUUCUUUUUCAGAUUUAGCAUAAAUUCAUAUACUUCAUAUAUAUACCUUGACAUACUUUCAGCCAAAACAAAAUGGAAAUUAACAAAAUUUUCCCAAAAAUAAUAUUUCCAUUUUGAAAAGAAUCUUUCCUUAUUUCUAUCUUGUUUUGUUAGGCUCUCAUUCAUUAAUAAAUACUUUCUAUUAAUAAACCAUAAAAUGUGAUCAGGCCGUAUAAUUUUCAGAUUAGCUCUUGCCCAAUCUAAAAUUUUUUCAUCUAAAUUGGUAUCUCUAAUUCUUCCACUCACCCAUUUCUUAAUGUCUUCUUUUAUCUGCAUAAUCUUUCCCUGCUCCAUUUUAUCUUCCAUACAUAUUUGUUCAAUUUGUGAGGAGUGAAAUAUUUCAAGCUUAGAAAUAAUUCUAAUGGGCUGUGGGUUUUGAAGGAUGGAAGGAUUGUCUUCUUUAAUCUCAGAUCUAAUGAAUUCAGUAAAAUUCAAAUUUUCUCCUCCAAAAUUAUUUCUAUAUUCACAUCUAUUAUUUUUGCUUGUUCCCAUUAGUUGAAUCAAUUCUUUUUCUAGCUUUUCGUUUCUCAACUCAUCAAAUUCUUCAUCUUCCCAAGAGCUAUCUUUUAAUUUUGGUAUAUGAUAUACAUCAUCAUCCUCACAAUCAACAUCCAUGGCUGCAAAAUUAUGAUUAGAUUCAUUAAUUUCGUCUCCUACAUCUCCCAAAUCAAUUGAUUUUUCCUCCCCUGAAAUAUAUUUUUCUUCAUUUCUGUCCUUACUCCCUUCUACUGAAAUUUGGAUGAUUUUUCUAUGAUCAGUCGCUGUUUCUUCAUCUAAGGGUUCUUUCUCCUCAUCAUCCUCACUAUAUUCAUUCAUCAAUUGUGAGCAAUAAAUGAUUUUAUUCAAAUUUUCUGCUACUAUAUUUUUGCCCUUAAUAUCCUCAUUUACUUCUAAUGGAUCAUCAAUUUCUUCUAAUAAUUGGAAAUAAGGAUCAGGUAAAAUAUUCUCACUCAAUGUAUUCACUGUCCUAACAUUUUCAUUUCGUGGGUUUUUUUCUAAAUUUAUCCAGUUAGACUCUUCUUGCUGAAAUCUUACUGUUGGACAGUUUUCUGAAUUUUCUAUGGGCUGACUAGGUAGCUGUCCCUCUUCUCUCUUAUUCCCAAGAGCCUCUAUAAUUUGUUUCUGAUGAAGCAUCAUUUGAUUCAUAGUUUGUUGCAUCAUUUGAUUCAUAGUUUGUUGCAUCAUUUGGCUCAUUUGCUGCAUCAUUUCCAUAGCAUCAGGUUGGGUUUGAGAGGGCUGAUUUUUCUGAAAUCUAUUUUCUUGUUUUGGACGAAAUUCAGAGUUUGAAUUGGGUCUAAGUGCUUCUGGAUUUUGAAUAUUAUUUGGGUCUCUCCAUGAAAAAUUAUUCCUCCAAUUAGGAUUAUAAGAAUUUGAAAAAUUUUCCCUAUUUCUAUUAAAACCGUGAGCUACUUGCACUUGUUCUUGCAUAGGGUGAAAUGAUUGAUCUAAAUUAUAACAUUGAAGUUCAGAAUAAUCAUUUUCACCAUACAUAGGACAUGUACUAUUCGAAUUAAGUUGAGGGUUAAAAGGCUUUCUAAUAUUAUCAAUAAGUAAAUCAAUUUUUUCUAAUCUUUGAUUAAUCUGAUUAACCUCAUUUCUAAGUUUAGAAUCAUCAUCAUGAUGCAAUUCAUAAAUUUCUCUCUUCAUUUCCUUGUCAUAUAAUUCAAAAGAGGCUUGAUCUCUAGAAUUUUCACUUAAAUUCUCAUAAAGACUGUAAAUCUCAUCAGGAGUUUUCUCCAUAAAAGCUCCUCCACAUAUAGAAUCAACCAUAUUUCUAUGUUGUUCUAAUAAUCCAUCAUAAAAAAUUCUAUUGAGCUGCCACUUGGGUAUAGCAUGAUGAGGACACUUUCUAAGUAAAUCUUUGAAUUUUUCCCAUGUCUGAUGCAAAGUUUCUCCUGGUCUUUGAGAAAAACUCCAUAUAUGUUUUCUCAUAUUUUGAGUUUUUCCUAAAGGAUAAAAUUUUCGAAGAAAGGCCUGUUCUAUAUCUUUCCAGCUAGUUAAUUCUCUAUCUAAUGUGGAUAGCCAAUGACUAGCUUUGUCCCUAAGUGUAUGAGGGAAUAAUUUCAUCUUAAUAAUUUCCGGUGUAACUUGAGGGAGAUUAACUAAAUCACAGACCAUAUGAAAUUUUUCUAAGUGCUGAUGAGGUUCCUCUAAAGGCAAUCCAUGAAAAUUAGGGAGCAUUUGAAAAAUUCCUGGAUUUAUUUCGAAUUUAACAGUGGGUGCUAAUGGGACUCUAAUAUUAGAUGCUCUUUGAAAUGAAUCAGGGAUAUAAUGAUUUUUCAUGGCCAUAGGAUUGUUCUCAGUUUGACCUGUACUUCCUUCAGGAUCCAUCAAAAUUAAUUUUUCUUUUGGAUUUUUAUUUUUGAAUGAAAUAAUGAAAGGAUUUUCUAGCCUUGGAUGCAAGGAUCUUCUACCAUGCAUAAAAAUCAAUAAAUUCGAGGGAAAAAGUUAGUAACUGUUACCCUCCUUCAGGAUGCUCCAGUCCUUGCCGUGCUUCUUUUCGUUCCCUUUUUCUAAUAAAAAUCAGCAAAAAGAAAAUAAAACAAGAGUAAAGUUUUUUUUUUUGUGUACUCUAAGAGAAAAACAGAAAAAUACUAAAUAUUAUGCAAUACAUCCCCGGCAACGGCGCCAAAAUUUGACGUGACUCAGUCGUUGUAUGUUAAAUCACGCAAAUAUAAAAUUUAUAAAACUAGAAAAUACGAAUUUUCGGAUAUUUAGAAGUAUUUCUAAAUAAAUAUAUCAAUUAUAAUUCAAUAAAAAUUCCAAAAAUAGCGGUAAUUUUCCAGGUCGAUCACAGGGAUGUAAUAUAAUAUCUGGUAAUUAUUCAGAAUUUUUCUCAAUGAGUACGAUUUUCUUACGAAUUUUAUACUAGGAAAUAAAAAGGAAAUAUAUUUAAAAUUCACGAAAAAAAAAGAAAUAAGGGUGCGGACGUCAGGAUGACGUCAGCACCCGGCGAACGCGAAUCAGGCGGAAACAGAGUUCCGCCCGGCGAUUCUUACGUAGGCGAUUACAGACGACUCAAUUAAUCAAAUUAAGAUCUGUAAAAGCCGGAAGAAUCGUAAUUGAACGAAGUAUAGUUUGGUAAAUAAAAAUCAACAAAGUAUCACUAAAUGAAGCGUAAAUUAAAUUGAAAGCAGGAAAACAGAGUUCCGGCGUUGCGACGGCGAUGCGUCGGCGAUGCACCGGAAUCCUGAGCGUUCGGGAGGAUCGUCGUGCAGUGUCCACGGCCUCGAAGGCUCUCCUUGGACAAAGACGACGUGGGCAAUCUCUAGAUAAAGCAGGAAAACAGAGUUCUGGCGUCGCGACGGCGACGCGUCGGCGAUGCACCGGAAUCCCUGAGCGUUCGGGAGGGUCGUCGUGCAGUGUCCACGGCCUCGAAGGCUCUCCUUGGACAAAGACGACGUGGGCAAUCUCUAGAUCUUCUCGCGAAGUCUAGAGACCAAUGAAGUGGGUCGUCGAAUCGUCUCCGGCGGCUGUCACCCGGCGGAGCGGAAAAAUGGCGACUUUGCGGCUCUCCGGCGGCUGUCACCCGACGGAGAGGGGCUGGAUGAAGGUGAGGCGCGUGUUAGGGAGCUUCAUCCUCAGGUCCGCGCAGCAAGAGGAGGCUCUUCAUCGCAUCUGGUACGCUCUCAGGAGGUGGCGACUGGUCUCCCGGCGGAUCGUCCUCUUCCCGACGACGGCUUGUUCGUCGAUCAAUCGGAGAUGAUUUUCUCGAUGGAUUGCGAUCCUUUUAUCGCGAAUCGUUUAGAAAUUUUAGUAGCAAUGCUCCGCGAAUCGCGUUGACGAGAUUUUCGCCGAUGAUCCAGCGAUUCCGGUUGCUUAAUCCUUCACCGGCGAUCUGCAGGAAAGUCGCGAUAAUCAGUUAAAAAUAUAUGAAUUUUGACUCUGGGAGGAUUCGAACCCGCGGCGGUCGCCCGCCCCUGAACAAGGUGUGACGCGGGUUUAGUCCCACAUCGGUUGUUCGCGGAUUAUUUGGGCGAAUAUAUAGUAAAGUUAGCUUUAUAGGCAAAAUCCUCUCGCGUGUACGACCACUCCUUGCCCCACAGCCGGCUGACCAUCGGUGACGUGGAAGGGGAGUGGCGCACACGUGCCCCUAUCGAUCCAAGCAAGCCGUUCGAGCCCCUGCUCGCGGCUACUCCCCGACUGCGCUUCCGACCCGCUUGCGGGCCCGGCUGGCCGGCGAAUCCCCCCAUUUUGCAAUAUUUUUAUUUUUAUUUCUUGUUCUUCAUUUAUCUCAAAACUAAGACUGUAAAAAUCGUAUAAAAUCACAUAAUUACCCAAAAAUUCACGUUAAUCAACUGAAAACCACUUUUAAUGCUUUAACACAAAUAUAAGUCUAUUUAUCAUGAGUUAAGGCUAAAACUAUAUUAUUUACUAAUUAUUAACUCAUGAUAAUGAAGACUUAUCAAGGGUCUUCUAGAAUUUCAAAUUUCGGGCUGUUUUUUGUCUGCUGUUUUUGACAGUUUGCUGUUUUUGACAGAAAACCAGAAAAUAGAUGUUGUAAUUUUUCCGAAUUUUAUUUUAUUUUUAUAUUUUUAGUUGCUGUUCUAAGUUGAAUAAAAUGCAAACACAUGUUCUUAAUCGUCCUACAACAUAAAUUAAUAAUGAAUACUUCACCCCCCAACUUAAAAAUGACAUUGUCUUCAAUGACAUAGAAAACUCGAAAUAGAAUAUGCAGAAAAUAUAAUUUUCAAGUGA
Spirodela intermedia is the source of this 9716-nucleotide messenger RNA. Lineage: Eukaryota; Viridiplantae; Streptophyta; Magnoliopsida; Alismatales; Araceae. The record is from the annotation of a GenBank genome assembly.